Messenger RNA from Homo sapiens (human), 8984 nucleotides. RefSeq names its product adhesion G protein-coupled receptor L1 (gene ADGRL1). Gene Ontology annotation, biological process: G protein-coupled receptor signaling pathway; cell surface receptor signaling pathway. The transcript is spliced from 24 exons. Gene Ontology annotation, molecular function: G protein-coupled receptor activity; transmembrane signaling receptor activity; carbohydrate binding. Bases 1334 to 5854 code for a protein of 1506 amino acids. The record is from RefSeq and is a predicted model, not a curated record. Gene Ontology annotation, cellular component: presynaptic membrane; membrane; axon. NCBI's taxonomy places the organism in Eukaryota, Metazoa, Chordata, Mammalia, Primates, Hominidae.
CUGCGCCCGGCCAAGAUUGUCUUUUAAAACACCCCUCUGGAAUGGAUGAACCUGGAGGACAUUAUGCUAAGUGAAAUAAGCCAGACACAGAAAGACAAAUAGUGCAUGACCUCACUUAUCUGUGGAAUCUAAAAAAGAAUUGAACUCGUAGAAGCAGAGUAGAGCAGUGGUUAUGGUGGUGAGGGCACAGGGGAAGGCGGGGGAUGUAGGUCAAAGGGUACAAGCUUUCAGCUUUCAGAUAAACACGUUUUAACCAGGCAGAAUGGCUUGUGCCUGUAAUCCCAGCACUUUGGGAGGCCAAGGCGGGAGCAUCGCUUGACGCCAGGAGUGCAAGGCCAGCCUGAACAACAUAGCAAGACCCUGUCUCCACAAAAAAAUUUAAAAUCAGCCAAGCAUGGUGGCACACACCUGUAAUUCCAGCUACACGGAAGGCUGAGGUGGGAGGAUCUCUUGAGCCCAGGAGUUCGAGGCUACAGUGAGCUUUGAUGGUGCCACUGCACUCCAGCCUGGGCAACAGAGCAAGACCUCAUCUCUAAAAGAAAAAAGUUCCAGAGACCUAAGGUACAGCAUGGUGACUAUAAUUAAUAAUAGCAGGCCAGGUGUGGCGGCUCAUACCUAUAAUCGCAGCACUUUGGGAGGCCGAGGCAGGCAGAUUGCUUGAGCUCAAGAGUUUGAGACCAGCCUGGGCAACAUGAGACUCCAUCUCUACUAAAAAUACAAAAAUUAACCAGGCACGGUGGUGCCCACCCGUAGCCCCGGCCACUUAGGAGGCUGAGGCACGAGAAUUGCUUGAACUGGGAGGGAGAAGUUGCAGUGAGCCAAGAUUGCGCCACUGCACUCCAGCAUGGGUGACAGAGCGAGACUCCGUCUCAAAAUAAUAAUAAUUAUUAUAGCAUACUGUUUUCUUGAAACUUGCUGAGGAAUUAGACUCAAGUGUUCUCACCACACACACCAGAAAGGUGUCUAGGUGAGGUGUUGGAUGUGUUGUUAGCUUGGUUGUGGUAAUCACUUCACAACACAUAAUGGAUAUCAAAAUAUCAUGUAACCUUAAAUAGAUGUAAUUUCUAUUUGUCAAUGAUGCCUCAGCAAAGCUAGGGAGAAAAUAAAAAGGAUCCUUCUGUGCAACAGCCCGCAUGUCCAUUACCGAUGACUGGAUAAAGAAAACGUGCUCCACCCAUGCAGUGGAAUACUACGCAGCCAUAAAACGGAAUGAAGCUCGGAUCCAGGCUAGAACGUAGGCUGGUGGUCCAGGCCGUGGUGCCUGCCAGGUGAUGUGGGGCAAAGCCCCCCGCACAGGCCACUGAGAGCUCCGGACACGCACCCGGCUGCCACCAUGGCCCGCCUAGCCGCAGUGCUCUGGAAUCUGUGUGUCACCGCCGUCCUGGUCACCUCGGCCACCCAAGGCCUGAGCCGGGCCGGGCUCCCGUUCGGGCUGAUGCGCCGGGAGCUGGCGUGUGAAGGCUACCCCAUCGAGCUGCGGUGCCCCGGCAGCGACGUCAUCAUGGUGGAGAAUGCCAACUACGGGCGCACGGACGACAAGAUUUGCGAUGCUGACCCUUUCCAGAUGGAGAAUGUGCAGUGCUACCUGCCGGACGCCUUCAAGAUCAUGUCACAGAGGUGUAACAACCGCACCCAGUGCGUGGUGGUCGCCGGCUCGGAUGCCUUUCCUGACCCCUGUCCUGGGACCUACAAGUACCUGGAGGUGCAGUACGACUGUGUCCCCUACAUAGAAGUGGAGCAGAAAGUCUUCGUGUGCCCAGGGACCCUGCAGAAGGUGCUGGAGCCCACCUCGACACACGAGUCAGAGCACCAGUCUGGCGCAUGGUGCAAGGACCCGCUGCAGGCGGGUGACCGCAUCUACGUGAUGCCCUGGAUCCCCUACCGCACGGACACACUGACUGAGUAUGCCUCGUGGGAGGACUACGUGGCCGCCCGCCACACCACCACCUACCGCCUGCCCAACCGCGUGGAUGGCACAGGCUUUGUGGUCUACGAUGGUGCCGUCUUCUACAACAAGGAGCGCACGCGCAACAUCGUCAAGUAUGACCUACGGACGCGCAUCAAGAGCGGGGAGACGGUCAUCAAUACCGCCAACUACCAUGACACCUCGCCCUACCGCUGGGGCGGAAAGACCGACAUUGACCUGGCGGUGGACGAGAACGGGCUGUGGGUCAUCUACGCCACUGAGGGCAACAACGGGCGGCUGGUGGUGAGCCAGCUGAACCCCUACACACUGCGCUUUGAGGGCACGUGGGAGACGGGUUACGACAAGCGCUCGGCAUCCAACGCCUUCAUGGUGUGUGGGGUCCUGUACGUCCUGCGUUCCGUGUACGUGGAUGAUGACAGCGAGGCGGCUGGCAACCGCGUGGACUAUGCCUUCAACACCAAUGCCAACCGCGAGGAGCCUGUCAGCCUCACCUUCCCCAACCCCUACCAGUUCAUCUCCUCCGUUGACUACAACCCUCGCGACAACCAGCUGUACGUCUGGAACAACUAUUUCGUGGUGCGCUACAGCCUGGAGUUCGGGCCGCCCGACCCCAGUGCUGGUGAGGACGACUCACUUCCAGGCCCAGCCACUUCCCCACCCCUCAGCACGACCACCACAGCCAGGCCCACGCCCCUCACCAGCACAGCCUCGCCCGCAGCCACCACCCCGCUCCGCCGGGCACCCCUCACCACGCACCCAGUGGGUGCCAUCAACCAGCUGGGACCUGAUCUGCCUCCAGCCACAGCCCCAGUCCCCAGCACCCGGCGGCCCCCAGCCCCGAAUCUACACGUGUCCCCUGAGCUCUUCUGCGAGCCCCGAGAGGUACGGCGGGUCCAGUGGCCGGCCACCCAGCAGGGCAUGCUGGUGGAGAGGCCCUGCCCCAAGGGGACUCGAGGAAUUGCCUCCUUCCAGUGUCUACCAGCCUUGGGGCUCUGGAACCCCCGGGGCCCUGACCUCAGCAACUGCACCUCCCCCUGGGUCAACCAGGUGGCCCAGAAGAUCAAGAGUGGGGAGAACGCGGCCAACAUCGCCAGCGAGCUGGCCCGACACACCCGGGGCUCCAUCUACGCGGGGGACGUCUCCUCCUCUGUGAAGCUGAUGGAGCAGCUGCUGGACAUCCUGGAUGCCCAGCUGCAGGCCCUGCGGCCCAUCGAGCGCGAGUCAGCCGGCAAGAACUACAACAAGAUGCACAAGCGAGAGAGAACUUGUAAGGAUUAUAUCAAGGCCGUGGUGGAGACAGUGGACAAUCUGCUCCGGCCAGAAGCUCUGGAGUCCUGGAAGGACAUGAAUGCCACGGAGCAGGUGCACACGGCCACCAUGCUCCUCGACGUCCUGGAGGAGGGCGCCUUCCUGCUGGCCGACAAUGUCAGGGAGCCUGCCCGCUUCCUGGCUGCCAAGGAGAACGUGGUCCUGGAGGUCACAGUCCUGAACACAGAGGGCCAGGUGCAGGAGCUGGUGUUCCCCCAGGAGGAGUACCCGAGAAAGAACUCCAUCCAGCUGUCUGCCAAAACCAUCAAGCAGAACAGCCGCAAUGGGGUGGUCAAAGUUGUCUUCAUCCUCUACAACAACCUGGGCCUCUUCCUGUCCACGGAGAAUGCCACAGUGAAGCUGGCCGGCGAAGCAGGCCCGGGUGGCCCUGGGGGCGCCUCUCUAGUGGUGAACUCACAGGUCAUCGCAGCAUCCAUCAACAAGGAGUCCAGCCGCGUCUUCCUCAUGGACCCUGUCAUCUUCACCGUGGCCCACCUGGAGGACAAGAACCACUUCAAUGCUAACUGCUCCUUCUGGAACUACUCGGAGCGUUCCAUGCUGGGCUACUGGUCGACCCAAGGCUGCCGCCUGGUGGAGUCCAACAAGACCCAUACCACGUGUGCCUGCAGCCACCUCACCAACUUCGCUGUGCUCAUGGCUCACCGUGAGAUCUACCAGGGCCGCAUCAACGAGCUGCUGCUGUCGGUCAUCACCUGGGUGGGCAUUGUGAUCUCCCUGGUCUGCUUGGCCAUCUGCAUCUCCACCUUCUGCUUCCUGCGGGGGCUGCAGACCGACCGCAACACCAUCCACAAGAACCUGUGCAUCAACCUCUUCCUGGCUGAGCUGCUCUUCCUGGUCGGGAUCGACAAGACUCAGUAUGAGAUUGCCUGCCCCAUCUUCGCCGGCCUGCUGCACUAUUUCUUCCUGGCUGCCUUCUCCUGGCUGUGCCUGGAGGGCGUGCACCUCUACCUGCUACUAGUGGAGGUGUUUGAGAGCGAGUAUUCCCGCACCAAGUACUACUACCUGGGUGGCUACUGCUUCCCGGCCCUGGUGGUGGGCAUCGCGGCUGCCAUUGACUACCGCAGCUACGGCACCGAGAAGGCCUGCUGGCUCCGAGUGGACAAUUACUUCAUCUGGAGUUUCAUCGGGCCAGUCUCCUUCGUUAUCGUGGUCAACCUGGUGUUCCUCAUGGUGACCCUGCACAAGAUGAUCCGAAGCUCAUCUGUGCUCAAGCCCGACUCCAGCCGCCUGGACAACAUUAAAUCCUGGGCGCUGGGGGCCAUCGCGCUGCUGUUCCUGCUGGGCCUCACCUGGGCUUUCGGCCUCCUCUUCAUCAACAAGGAGUCGGUGGUCAUGGCCUAUCUCUUCACCACCUUCAACGCCUUCCAGGGGGUCUUCAUCUUCGUCUUUCACUGCGCCUUACAGAAGAAGGUGCACAAGGAGUACAGCAAGUGCCUGCGUCACUCCUACUGCUGCAUCCGCUCCCCACCCGGGGGCACUCACGGAUCCCUCAAGACCUCAGCCAUGCGAAGCAACACCCGCUACUACACAGGGACCCAGAGCCGAAUUCGGAGGAUGUGGAAUGACACUGUGAGGAAACAGACGGAGUCCUCCUUCAUGGCGGGUGACAUCAACAGCACCCCCACCCUGAACCGAGGUACCAUGGGGAACCACCUGCUGACCAACCCCGUGCUGCAGCCCCGUGGGGGCACCAGUCCCUACAACACCCUCAUCGCCGAGUCAGUGGGCUUCAAUCCCUCCUCGCCCCCUGUCUUCAACUCCCCAGAACUGGAGCCUGGACUUGCAUUUCGAGCUCAUCCUUGCCUUUUCUCUUCUCUCUUCUGGCUGCCACCUGCAGGGAGCUACCGGGAACCCAAGCACCCCUUGGGAGGCCGGGAAGCCUGUGGCAUGGACACCCUGCCCCUGAACGGCAACUUCAAUAACAGUUACUCCUUGCGAAGUGGGGAUUUCCCUCCCGGGGAUGGGGGCCCUGAGCCGCCCCGAGGCCGGAACCUAGCCGAUGCGGCGGCCUUUGAGAAGAUGAUCAUCUCAGAGCUGGUGCACAACAACCUGCGGGGGAGCAGCAGCGCGGCCAAGGGCCCUCCACCGCCUGAGCCCCCUGUGCCACCUGUGCCAGGGGGCGGGGGCGAGGAAGAGGCGGGCGGGCCCGGGGGUGCUGACCGGGCCGAGAUUGAACUUCUCUAUAAGGCCCUGGAGGAGCCUCUGCUGCUGCCCCGGGCCCAGUCGGUGCUGUACCAGAGCGAUCUGGACGAGUCGGAGAGCUGCACGGCCGAGGACGGCGCCACCAGCCGGCCCCUCUCCUCCCCUCCUGGCCGGGACUCCCUCUAUGCCAGCGGGGCCAACCUGCGGGACUCACCCUCCUACCCGGACAGCAGCCCUGAGGGGCCCAGUGAGGCCCUGCCCCCACCCCCUCCCGCACCCCCCGGCCCCCCCGAAAUCUACUACACCUCGCGCCCGCCAGCCCUGGUGGCCCGGAAUCCCCUGCAGGGCUACUACCAGGUGCGGCGUCCUAGCCACGAGGGCUACCUGGCAGCCCCAGGCCUUGAGGGGCCAGGGCCCGAUGGGGACGGGCAGAUGCAGCUGGUCACCAGUCUCUGAGGGCACCUCAUGGACCAGGGGCUGGUGGCCCAGGCCAGGGAGGGAACCCUGGGCAGGGCUCUGGUGGGAGAGGGAGACAGAUGGAGGCAGUGGCUGGUGGGCCACUCUCUCCAGGUGCCCCUCAGCCAUGGGCCCUACAGUCCCCUCAGGGGACUCUAACCUGGGGGCCUGAGGUGCCAGGGUUCACAGACAGGGUUUCCCACCAGCCACACGCACCAGCUCUAUUUGGGGGAAGUGUAGUGAGGAGGAGCCCAGAGGACCCCAGGGGAGUGAGGAGGGAGAACUUGGAAGGGUGCAGCCCACUUCCAGACUCUCCCCUCUCCCACCCUUCUACCCUGUGAAGGGAAAUGAGGGCUUUAGUUUCCUGGGCAGGGAGGGGCAGCUUCUGAGGUUGCCAAAGGCCCCCACUGGAUGGAACCUGUUAGCUGCUCCUCUCCGCAGCCAGAAAUGCUGCCGGCUGCACCCAGAGGGAGCAGUGAGGCAGGACAGAUGGACAGGUUCCUCCUGCGCUGUAAUUCCCUGCUCCCUGGAGACUGGGAAAAGGCCGCAGGGCAGGGGGACUGGGCGGUGGUGGCUGGUGGUUUAAAGGUUGAACUUUCUCUGAAGCUCCUUUCCCCUUGCUCUUGGUCCCUGCCCCGCAAGCAAACCUGCCCCCUCUGCCUCCCAGUGCACCCAAUGACCCCCUCCCUUGGGGCGACUCCUGAUGAAGCACAACUCCCCGCAGGGCCCCCAGCCCACAGGGGUGGCCAUAUUUGGGCAGUUCCCAGUCCUGUGGGCUCGGCUAUCUGGGGAGCAGAUUUUGGGUCUGGAUCUCCCUGGGGAGUGGGUCCUGGGCUUGGAUCUUUCCCUAGGGGGCCCUCUUACUCCUUCCUCUCUCCUCCUCCUUCCCCAUUGCUGUAAAUAUUUCAACGAAAUGGAAAAGAAAAAAAAAAGACAAAAAAAAAAAAAAAGAAAAGAAAAAAAAUCUCAUCACUUGAAGCCACCGGGAGCCUGCGGCCCGGGCCAGCCCGGGCUUUCUCCGGAGCAGAGCAGCGCUGCUGGCCUGGCAGCCAGGACUUCUCCGUGUACGUGCAUCCCCAGUCCCCGCCGGGGCGGGCGGGCCGCCAGAGCAGCUUUUUACAAUCCAGAGACAGAAAACAAAAUCUAGAUGCAACAGCGAAACAAAGAACCCAUUUCCUUCCUGGCACCCUCCUUUCCUGCUCCGCCUGCCCGGCAUCAUCAGCCCUUCUGGGGCGUGUACCUCUCACUGCCUGCCCCAGGACCAGAGGCCUGUCUCCCCCUUCCCUCCCCACCGGCCCGGGGGAGACCUCUUCACACCCAAAGAUGCUUUGUCAAGAUGGCUGCGCUGUCCCUUUGAGUUCCUGCUUCUUGUAUAUUGCUCUGGGGACUCUCGCCGGGGAAGAUGGGGCUGAUUUCCCACCUAGAGAGGUUGAUGGCAGAAGGAAAAUGGGGAGGCACUGGGGUUGUGGAGGGCAUGGGUAUGGCUGAGGAGGGUGCUGGGAACGGCAAGGCGGUCUGGGGGAUGGGGAGGGGCAAAGGUGAGAGAUCACCUUCCCUAUCCUCCACCUUCCCGCAGGGAAGACGAAGCCAGGUGCCAGGGCUGGGGUCGGGACACCCAUGUUCUGGGCGGCUUGACCCCAAAUCCCAGACCCCGGAAGCUCCAGGCUCGGGAUGUGUCCUGAGCACCUGUCCCGGCCCCCUCCUCUCCAGCCUGUCAGGCCAGCCUCCCCAGCCCCCUUCCCUCAACUCUAGGGGCAGCAUAGCCCCAGGCCACCCUAGCCCAGCCCCUGCAUUGCCGUUUCCCCAGAGGUGGCCCCUCCACCUCUGCUCUGACCUCUCCCCAUCUCUCUGCCCCUCCUUUUCUCACAAGUGCCAUGAGUUUUCAAACAUCUUCGGGUCUCAGCCUGCUGCUGCCAUGAACUUUGUUGGGUUAAGGGGGAGGGGCUCUAGGAAGGAACUGGGGGGAAGGGGACAGGUAGGUGGCUGGAGGGACCCUUUUUGCUGCUAGAAAGCCCCUCCCUUCUCCCGGGGAGCUGGGGCUGGCUUGUCCCCAUCAAUUAGGGGAGAAGGGGUCAGACCAAAGAUGGUGGUUUGUCCCGUGUAAGGGAACAGGUGUGGGGAAGAGGUGGGGUUGGGUUCCAACUCUGGCUUUUUCUGGUAGAAAGGCCUAACCCAUUACACCAGAAGACCAUGGGUGAAGUCUAGAUGGGGAGGAGAAGUGAGGCCAGGGACAGUCUUGCCAGACGACUCUGAGGAGGGCAAGGGACAGUUCCAUGGCCCUUCCCGGACUGCACUAGGCUGGGAGCUCUGUUGUGUGGAGGGGUGGUCAGAGGUCUGUGAAGAGCGGGCAGGAGGCAUGAGCAGGCGAGGAGCUGGCCUGUCCCGGGAAGCAGCCCAGCCUGUGGCUGCCCCCGACACCAGGAGGAGGGCCAGGAGAGUUCCAGGGGGCUGAGGCACACAGAGAGGCCAACUUCCUCCCUGCCCAGCCUUCCUUGUAUCUCUCCAGACUCGGACAAUCAAAGGGAGAGAGGGUGUAUCGGGUCCUGUUCCAGCCGGCAUCGCCGGGUGGCUUCCAGGCCUCAGAGCUGUGUGGCAGGGCCCCCUGCUGGGGCUGGACAUCACUGCAGUCCAGUGCAAAGCCGCCCCCAGAGCCCAGGUGUCCCCCCAACCUAACCAGACCUGGUGCCUUGACGCCCCCACCCCAGCUGGGACGGUACAGAGAAGGGUCUUGGUUUCCUCUCCUACUCCCUUCCUUAGGCUCCUGAACUCGUUUGCUCCUAAAUCUUGUUAAUUCUUUUUCUCUGGAUUUUGGUUUCUUUUGGCUUUCCCUUGCCUUCCCCUUUCUCUGUCUCCAACACUCUUUCCCCAUGUCUUUCUGGCUGUCUCUAUGUUCCUCUUCUCUUAUCCUCAACUUUCUGUCCAUUCGGGCCUCCUCCCCACCUCCCACGCCCCAGCCCCUCCCUCCUUGGUCUCCUUUUCGAUAUGCCAAACCAAUUUUGGGUCGAGUGCAUUUAACGAGAACAAAACAAAAGGCUCAUAACAACAAGAACGUUUCAGAAAAAAACAAAAAGUUUUAAAAAAAUUGUUGAGUCAAAAAGUCAAACAAUAAAGAAAUUAAGAUUUCUUGGAA